Messenger RNA from Galleria mellonella (greater wax moth), 896 nucleotides. RefSeq lists its product as uncharacterized. The record is from RefSeq and is a predicted model, not a curated record. The transcript is spliced from 2 exons. The coding region runs from base 372 to 896 and encodes 174 amino acids. Lineage: Eukaryota; Metazoa; Arthropoda; Insecta; Lepidoptera; Pyralidae.
GCGCCGAAGCGCGUCGUCGGACGCAUUCGAUGAAAGUCCAUCACCGGAGCAUUCAUAGCUUUCUAUCACAAUUUCAAUACCUACUAGACACAAUUAUAAGUAAUAAACUGAAUUCCCGCCGAAAAAACUGUCAAAUCAUAGAAAUUGUGGCAGUCAUCGAAAUUUAAAAAUCGAAUUCGAAAAAAUUAAGUUCGAAGUGAAAGAUUUUUAGUGCAACGAAAGUGAAUAAUUUGAUAGUGUUGGAAUUGGCAAUAUCCGAUAGUUGGUGAAAGAAAUACGUGUAUUGUUCCUGUUUGUCCUGAGAAAUUUAAUUUUAAUCAAAAUGGAUUUAAGGAAACAAAUCCCGAUAGAUCGUUGCCGCUCGCUGCACCAUGGGUCAAGAACAGUCAUACGCUGGACAUAGCAUCGCGCAAGUGAGGAGAUACAAGGACAAAUACGACCCACAAUAUAGAAACCCCGUCGAUUACAGAUCAAGCGAUUUCGACGAUACAGAAUAUAAACGACACAAAAUCAGAAGGAGUGCCGAUAGCUACAAAAGCGACAACUCGUCAAUUGAAAGCAGCGGUUACAGGAGUGGAUCCAGUGCCUACGAAUGCCACUCCGAAAGAUCCUCAAAAAGCGAUUACUACUGCAUGUCAUUAUACAAAAACGAUCAUUACAAGGAGGCGAGUAAAGAAUUAUAUAAACCCGUUAAGAUAACCAAGGAGAAACGUUACAAACUGCAGCUUUUCGAUGUUGAGAAAGAGGAAUUGAAAACUGCACGACUCAAAAAUUACUUGAGUGAGGCUGAAACACACUCGAACACGUCGACACAAAAGAAAGGCGGAAUAAGGAAUUACACGCCUAAAAUUCUGUCUGAAGAAGAGCAAAGGAAAAAGGUUGAUAAGUGGAUAUAA